Molecule: messenger RNA, 2637 nt
Organism: Cyclopterus lumpus (lumpfish)
Lineage: Eukaryota; Metazoa; Chordata; Actinopteri; Perciformes; Cyclopteridae
Gene: ddx27
Product: DEAD (Asp-Glu-Ala-Asp) box polypeptide 27
Exons: 21
Coding region: 214-2523 (769 amino acids)
Molecular function (GO): nucleic acid binding; RNA helicase activity; ATP binding
Source: RefSeq, a predicted model, not a curated record
CAUAUGAGUGUAGUUCACCCUCCAAGUCAGUAGGUGGCGGUGAUGCACCCGAAAGCCAAUAAAACAUAGAAGAAGACGGAGACGCCCGUGAACCGGAAACACACCGUUCUCACAUCCUGUUUCCGUCAACACACGUGUGUACGUGUGUGUGUGUGGAGUGAAAACGACAGAGAACUUCUCCCGAGUCCGUCUAGAACCGGUCCACAGUGCACCAUGUUGGAACAGUUGGGUCUGAUCGGGACGAUCCAGGACGAGGACGAGAGUCCGGAGGAGCCCGAUACCGAGUCCGAGCCGGAGGACGAGCCGAUCGUCCUGAACAGGAAGAAGAAGCUCGGGACUCGCGGCGUGAAAGACUUCAACGCCGACUUUGACUUCGGGGAGCGGGAUGCACCGAGCCGGGGGGAGGACUGGGCCAUGGAGGACGUCAUGAAGCAGCUCAAGAACAAGAGAACCGCAACCACUCUGGACCAGAAAAUAGACAAAAUCAGGAAGAAGAGGAAGGCGGAGCAGAAAUCGACUGAAAUUGACCCGACUGAAGGUUCUUCAGGGAAGAACCCAGAGAAGGAGGAGGAGGAUGAUGAUGAUGAAGAAGAGCAGGAUGUUAAGCCUGCUGAAGGAGAGGCUGAUGGAGAUGAUGAAGAAGAAGAUGAUGAGGUGGAGGACGAAGAUGAGUUUGAUUCGGGGGAUGAGGAGGUUCUGACCAAAUCUGACGUCCUGAGACUCAAAGAGCGGCGGGGCAAGAGGAGGAAGCUAGGAGACGAGGCUCCGGAGUCGUUCUUCGACGACGCGUCGCAGUACGACGACCAGCUGACCUUCGACAACAUGAACCUGUCCCGACCGAUCCUGAAGGCGAUCACCGCUCUGGGCUUCAAGCUGCCGACGCCCAUCCAGAAGGCCUGCGUGCCCAUCGGCCUGCUGGGAAAAGACCUGUGCGCCUGCGCUGCUACUGGGACAGGGAAGACGGCGGCCUUCAUGCUGCCGGUGUUGGAGCGUUUGAUUUACAAGCCCAGGACGGGCCAGGUGACCCGGGUCUUGGUUCUGGUUCCCACCAGAGAGCUGGGGAUCCAGGUCCACUCCGUGGCCCGUCAGCUCGCCCAGUUCACCUCCAUCACCACCUGCCUGGCCGUCGGUGGGUUGGACCUGAAGUCUCAGGAGGCGGCUUUGAGGGGGGGCCCAGACAUCCUGAUAGCUACACCUGGUCGGCUGAUCGAUCAUCUUCACAACACGCCGAGCUUCGAGCUGACCCACAUCGAGAUCCUGAUCCUGGACGAGGCCGACAGGAUGCUGGACGAGUACUUUGAGGAACAGAUGAAGGAGGUCAUCAGAUUGUGUUCCUACAACAGACAGACCAUGUUGUUCUCCGCCACGAUGACCGAGGAGGUAAAGGACCUGGCAGCCGUCUCGUUGAAGCAGCCAAUCAGGAUCUUCGUUAACAGCAACACUGACGUUGCUCCGUUUCUGCGUCAAGAGUUCGUCAGAAUCCGACAAAACCGAGAAGGAGACCGAGAGGCCGUGGUUUCUGCGCUGCUGACUCGGACGUUCCAGGAUCACGUGAUGUGUUUCACUCAGACGAGGAAACAAGCUCACAGGCUGCACAUCCUGCUGGGACUGAUGGGGCUGAAGGUCGGAGAACUGCACGGAGAACUGAGCCAGAACCAGAGACUGGAGAACCUCAGGCGUUUCAAAGACGAUCAGAUUGACAUCUUGGUGGCGACGGACGUCGCCGCUCGAGGUUUAGACAUCAACGGCGUCAAAACGGUGAUCAACUUCACCAUGCCGUCCACGGUGAAGCACUACGUCCACCGCGUCGGCAGGACGGCCAGAGCCGGCCGCUCGGGGCGCUCGGUGUCUCUGGUCGGGGAGUCGGAGAGGAGGACGCUGAAGGAGGUGGUGAAGUCGGCCAAGAACAGCGUGAAGGCUCGAGUCCUGCCGCCAGAGGUCAUCUUGAAGUUCAGAGACCUGAUCUCUAAACUGGAGAAAGACGUGGAGGCUGUGAUGAGGCUGGAGAGGGAGGAGAGGGAGAUGGCUGCGACUGAGGCCAAGUUGAGUGUGGCUCAGAAGCGCCUCGACGGUUCCUCCGACUCCAUCCAAUCGCAGCGCGUUUGGUUCCAGACUCAGCAGGAGAGGAAACAGAACCGCGUGUCGAAGGCGCUGCAGGAGUUCGAUCUCGCUCUGAGGGGGAAGAAGAAGAGGGAGAAGUUCGUGAACAGCGGCAAGAAGAAGGAGCUAACGUCGGAGGAGCGCGCCCAGUUCGAGAUCUUGAAGGCUCAGAUGUUCGCUGAGAGGGCGGCGAAGAGAGAGAGGCGCCCCAAGAGGGCGAGAGCGAUGCCAGAAGAAGAAGAGAUGCCGACCAAAGCAGCCAAUCAUAAAGCAGGAGGAAAGAAGUCUGUGUUUGACAAAGAGCUGACCAACACCAGCACCAAGGCCCUGAAACACUACAGAGCUGGACCGUCCUUCGAAGACAGGAAGCGUCUCGGCAUCGACAGAAAGCGUCCCGGUGGCUCCAGGUUCAAGAAGAAGUGAGAGCCAAGAUGGCCGCCUUGAGAAGCAGUGUUCUCCUCCGUGAAUCGUCGUCUGUGUAAAUCUUCCAGUUUUGUUCAUUUAAGAAGUUUUAAAUAAAGUAUCAAUCUGUAUUAA